Molecule: messenger RNA, 477 nt
Organism: Naegleria gruberi
Lineage: Eukaryota; Heterolobosea; Eutetramitea; Acrasida; Naegleriidae
Exons: 1
Coding region: 1-477 (158 amino acids)
Source: RefSeq, a predicted model, not a curated record
AUGCAUUCAACCACCCCAUGUCAGUCAACUAGCACGGCAAAUUUCAAGAGUUCUGACUUGUCAAGUUCAUCUUCUGGGUCAUCUUCAGACAAAAACAAGAAAUUGAAUUCUUCAUCCUUUCAAGUUGAUACAAGAAAGACAAAUACUAAUGGCUCUGGUUCUGCUCAAUUCAUGACUACAUGUUGGAGAAAGAUAUCCUCUAAUGGUUCUUCACAUUUUGUUGAAACUAAAAUUUCAAAACCAAGACGAAAUAGAAUAAUUUCUGAGAAGGAAAUGUUACAGGUAUUGCACUUGUCCCAAAUUCAAGCAUGUAAACAAUUAGAUUGUAGUUUAUCUACUCUGAAACGAAGAUUUUACGAAUUGAAGGAUGGAUUUGGAUUAGAGAGAUGGCCACAAUACUUUUUUGAAAUACGUCACUUGCCAAUAUUUAACAAACUUUAUCCAAUGAGCCUUCAAUUCAUUCUCAACGAAGACUAA